Brachypodium distachyon (stiff brome) is the source of this 992-nucleotide messenger RNA. Its product is annotated as bifunctional TENA2 protein. Bases 86 to 802 code for a protein of 238 amino acids. Gene Ontology annotation, cellular component: cytosol. The record is from RefSeq and is a predicted model, not a curated record. NCBI's taxonomy places the organism in Eukaryota, Viridiplantae, Streptophyta, Magnoliopsida, Poales, Poaceae. The transcript is spliced from 3 exons.
AUCUAGCUGCAAUUCUCUAGCAUCAUAGCCUGAGCUUGUGGGAGCGCCGCUGGGGAGCGGUAAUCACAAAAUCAUACCGGCGCCGAUGGACGGCGGUGGGGUCGCGCCGACCACGACGGCGUCCUGGCUGGCGAGGCACCGCGAGAUGUACAAGCGGGCUACGCGGCACCCGUUCACCGUCUCUAUCCGCGACGGCACCGUCGAUCUGGCCGCCUUCAAACGCUGGCUCGGUCAGGACUACAUGUUUGUGCAGGAAUUUGUUGCAUUUUUAGCUAGUGUGCUGCUCAAGUGUUGCAAACAAUCAGAGAGCUCAGACAUGGAAAUAAUCCUAGGUGGCUUAGCUUCUCUUAGUGAUGAGCUCUCUUGGUUCAAGAAGGAGGCUGCUAAAUGGAGUGUUGAUCUAGCCGGUGUUUCUCCUCUCAGUUCCAAUAUGGAGUACCGCAGGUUUCUCCAAAGCUUUGGUGAGCCAGAAAUCAGCUACACUGUUGCAAUAACUACCUUUUGGAUAAUUGAAACCGUGUACCAGGAUAGCUUCGCUUUCUGCAUAGAAGAAGGAAACAAGACGCCCCCUGAGCUCCUGGGGACCUGCCAGAGAUGGGGCAGCCCUGAGUUCAAGCAGUACUGCCAGGCUCUGCAGCAAAUCACUGAUCGCUGCUUGGCGAACGCACCAUCCGAUGCUGUCAAGAGUGCUGAAGAGGCCUUCCUUCGAGUACUGGACCUUGAGGUUGGUUUCUGGGACAUGAGCAGUCCUGAACGGCAGCAAAAUCCCCAAAAGCCGAGCACCGUGCAGUUACUGGAGUAGGUCAUAUCGUCGGUUCAUACAGAAACCUGCAUUGUACUGUAUUUUCCCCUGUAUCUUGGCUUCUCACUUCUCAGGGCUGCUGAGUGAGGACUUCGAUGCAUCGUUGUAACUUGUAAGUUCAUAUGCGAACUGAAAUAAUUUGUUUCUGUGAAACACCAGAGCAUAUAACUACUGAAAGAUCAUACUGCAA